Molecule: messenger RNA, 1425 nt
Organism: Elephantulus edwardii (Cape elephant shrew)
Lineage: Eukaryota; Metazoa; Chordata; Mammalia; Macroscelidea; Macroscelididae
Gene: TRIML1
Product: tripartite motif family-like 1
Exons: 6
Coding region: 1-1425 (474 amino acids)
Molecular function (GO): protein binding
Source: RefSeq, a predicted model, not a curated record
AUGUCUCUCCUUGACAAAAUGUCUACAGCAGUUUUGAUGGAAAAUCUCAGAGAAGAACUGACUUGUUUCAUCUGCUUGGACUAUUUCACUAGCCCAGUGACCACUGAGUGUGGGCAUAGUUUUUGUCUGGUGUGUCUUCUCAAGAACUGGGAAGAACAUAACACACCUUUAUCAUGUCCCGAGUGCUGGAGGACUUUGGAGGUUCCUCAUUUCCAGCCCAAUGAGCGUUUGGGGAGGCUGGCUGGCAUUGGGAAGCAACUCAGAUCCCAGGUGAUACAGAAUGAGGACGAGCAAAGUAGCUAUAUGAGAAUGCUGGCAGCCUCCAAAGUGUACUCGGAGGACGAGCAGAGUUUAAACUCUUUCUCAACCCAAAGUCAUGGAAUAAACAAAGGACAUCUCUCAAAUGAGGCUGAGGAGAACCACAAAGAGAAACUCCAAGAAAUUCUAAAUGUGUUGCACAAAAGGAAAAAGGAAGUUCAGUCUAUUUUAACACAUGAGAAAGAGAGAGAGAGAUUGUGUAAGGAAGAAACAAAGAACUGUAAGCAGGUUGUUGUGUCAGAAUAUAUGAAAAUGUAUCAGUUUCUGAAGGAAGAGGAACAACUACAACUCCAGCUACUGGACCAGGAAGAAAGAGAAAACUUGAAAAAACUAAGGAACAAUGAGAUUCACCUGACCCAACAAAUCAGAAGCUUAAGCAAAGUGAUUUACCAGAUAGAAUCCAUUUGUCAGAAUUCAAGUAAGGAAUCGCUCGAGGGAGUGAGAGAAGCCCUGGAAAGGAGCAAGUCACUCUUGCAGCACUGUCCAGAGACCACCACCACGGAACUGAGUCUGUGCCGCAUCACAGGAAUGAGAGAGAUGCUAAGAAAAUUCAGCACGGACAUCACUCUGGAUCCUAACACAGCCAAUGCCUAUCUUGUCCUGUCUAGUGAUCUGAAAAGUGUUAAACAUGGAGGCAUGAGACAGCAGUUACCCGACAAUCCAGAAAGAUUUGACCAGUCUGCAACUGUCCUGGGCGUUCAGAUCUUCACCUGUGGGAGGCACUACUGGGAAGUGGAAGUAGGAAACAAGACUGAGUGGGAAGUGGGCAUCUGCAAGGACUCAGUGAGCCGGAAGGGGAACCUUCCAAAGCCCCCUGGGGAUCUCUACUCACUCAUCGGUUUAAAGAUCGGAGAUGAUUAUAGUCUAUGGGUCUCCUCACCUUUAAAAGGUCAACAUGUCAGAGAGCCAGUGAAGAAGGUUGGUGUUUUCUUAGACUAUGAGUGUGGACAUAUAGCAUUCUAUAAUGUAGUGGAUGAGUCUCUCAUCUAUAGUUUUCCUCCAGCCAUAUUCCAAGGAGCUCUCCGGCCUAUCUUCUCCCCUUGCCUUCCAAACGAGGGCACAAACACGGACCCUCUUACCAUCUGUGCUCUGAAAAGCCACAUCUAA